This is a messenger RNA of Helobdella robusta, 306 nucleotides long. RefSeq lists its product as hypothetical. Gene Ontology annotation, molecular function: cyclin binding. The transcript has a single exon. The record is from RefSeq and is a predicted model, not a curated record. Lineage: Eukaryota; Metazoa; Annelida; Clitellata; Rhynchobdellida; Glossiphoniidae. The annotation marks the transcript as partial.
UCGCCAGCUCUUAGUUACCACGCAAGCGUUGUACUGCAAGACCGCUACCUCGUUUUGAUUGGUGGCUGGAAUGGGAAAUCGCGAACGAGCGAUUUGAACAUUUACGAUGGCGCUCAAGAAAAGUGGCUUCCAUGCGAGACUCACGGCUUUCCUAUAGGUUCUGGAUUGAGUUCGCACACAGCCAACUUGCUCUCAAAUGGCAAAAUAUUAGUUGUCGGAAGGGAGGGGUUUCUUAAAACUCAGCGCAGAUUUGCGAGUAUGUUUUUGAUAUCAAGCAAUCCAGAAAGAGGUGAAUUCAUUUACAAG